Messenger RNA from Anopheles coustani, 1731 nucleotides. Its product is annotated as scavenger receptor class B member 1. The record is from RefSeq and is a predicted model, not a curated record. The transcript is spliced from 8 exons. Gene Ontology annotation, cellular component: cytoplasm; membrane. NCBI's taxonomy places the organism in Eukaryota, Metazoa, Arthropoda, Insecta, Diptera, Culicidae. Gene Ontology annotation, molecular function: scavenger receptor activity. Bases 1 to 1731 code for a protein of 576 amino acids.
AUGACAACUACCCCAGCUUUUCCGUUGGCCUCCAAAAGGAAACGUGUGAUUAAGCUGUGCUGCCUAGGAGUUCUAUUCAUUACACUAGCUUACGCGAUCAUUGUGAUUGAUCCCACCGAAGUCAUUGUCGAAAAUAAAUUAUCCAUGUUCGAGGGCUCCUACCUGCACCGCCUAUGGAAGAAACCGCCCCUAGAGGUAUUCAUCAGCAUUUACGUGUUUAACAUUACCAACCCGGAGGAGUUUAUGAGCGGUAACGAGCGACUACGUGUGCAGGAAGUCGGUCCGUACGUGUACCAGGAGUUUUUGGAGCACCGCAACUCAACCUUCAACCCGAACGGCACGCUCAGUUUUGUGCCCAUCAGGCGGCAGGUUUUCGUUCCUGAACGGUCGGUCGGUGAUCCUCAGGAGGACCGCAUCAUGAUACCUAACAUAGCGCUGCUAGGUGUAUCCAGUGCCGCCUAUCGAAUGUCAUCGUUUGCGGCUUUCGCUGUGGCAGCCGCACUGAAGCCACUCGGCAUGUCCCCCAUCCUGAAUAUUACCACGCACGAUCUGCUCUGGGGGUACGAUGACCCGCUGGUGCGGAUCGCUUCGUCGCUGCUUCCGGAUAUAAUUCACUUCCAAAAAAUAGGCGUUUUAGAUCGGAUGUUUGACGAUGGCUUUGAUACGGUUACCAUUAAUCUGCCCGAAUCGGUACGUAACCAGCACCGUAGCGGCGAGGAUGGCACCUUAGACGACGAAUUGUCGGACGAAUUGGUGGAGAGCCUGCACGAUGACUACUAUCACGAAAUAGUUUCGCCCCGGCCUGCCGAUGAGGAACCGAUCAGAGAUUACUCGAUCGACUUAUGGAAUGGAUCUCCGGGACUGGCGCAUUGGGGCUACGUGGCAAAGGAUCACUGGGAUGCUGAUAGAAGAAAUACUCCGUGCAACACGCUGCAAGGAGCAUACGAUGGUUCCGUUUUCCCUCGCAACAUCUCCAAAACGGAGGUGUUUAAAGUCUACCGAAAGGCUUUUUGCCGCACGCUCCCAAUCGCCUUCGAGCGGGAAGGCGAAGUGGAUGGAAUAAAAGCGUAUUGGUUUUCUAUACAAGAAAAUGCAUUUGAGAGCUCCGUAGACGAUCCGUACACAUCAUGCUAUUGUAGAAACAACCAAUGUCUUCCCAAGGGUCUCGGGGAUCUGAGUCCUUGUUGGUACAACAUACCCGUAGCUGUUUCGCUUCCACACUACUAUAAAGGUGAUCCACGGCUUUCACAGGCGAUUGAUGGCUUGAGUCCAAACAAGGAAAAGCACGAUGCCGUUAUCAUUAUGCAACCGCAACUAGGCAUCCCAAUGCAAGCCAACAUUCGUGUGCAAAUCAGUCUGCUUACGAACAUUAGCUUCAACUCUGAGCUGAAGCCGUUCCACAACUCUGUUAUUCCACUGAUUUGGGCCGAAAUGUCGCUGGAAAAGCUUACGCCGGAAUUGAUUCUCCUGCUGAACAUCCUAUUUGGAGUUGCACCGUACCUUCAAACCGGACUUGUAUGCUUGCUAGCGCUACUGGGAGCUUCACUACUCGCCACCGCAGGCCUGGUGCUGCUCUGCUCGACCGAAGCCACGACGUUCGAGUACGACCCACGCAAGUCGAUCCGGUAUUCCACCGUCAACAUGAUACCGUACCCAUUACGGAAGGAGCUGGAAAAGUAUGGAGAGAGCGAAGUACGACGAGAGCCCUUGCUGAUAGAAAACUGUGCAUGA